This is a messenger RNA of Achroia grisella, 712 nucleotides long. RefSeq names its product glyoxylate reductase/hydroxypyruvate reductase-like. Gene Ontology annotation, cellular component: cytosol. The transcript is spliced from 4 exons. The coding region runs from base 195 to 611 and encodes 138 amino acids. The record is from RefSeq and is a predicted model, not a curated record. NCBI's taxonomy places the organism in Eukaryota, Metazoa, Arthropoda, Insecta, Lepidoptera, Pyralidae. Gene Ontology annotation, molecular function: hydroxypyruvate reductase (NADH) activity; NAD binding; hydroxypyruvate reductase [NAD(P)H] activity.
AGAUACACUACGAACAUUCAUUCAUAUCGUGUCGAAUAUUGUACUGCUUGUAGAUAACAUUUGUCAAAGAUAAUUGAAAAUACGCACUCUAAUAUUUUUACCAAAUUGAAUUCUGACUAAUUCUCUUUAUAAAAUCUAUAAAAUCGAGUGCGAAUUUUAACGUUAGUGAAUAUAGUUCAAAUAAUUUGAAACAGAUGUCGCUGAGUCGUGUUUUGAUCGUAAACCGGUCGUAUCCUAAUGCCGGUUUGGAAUUAUUAAAAACUCAAGUCCAAGCAACAGUAUUGCCUUACUUGGAUUACGAACCAGAAUCAUUGCAAGAAAUAAAAAAAAACAUCAAAGGAAUUGACGGUCUGAUAUGGAACACAAAACAUCGAUUGACAGGAGAAAUAUUAGAUCUAGCAGGGCCACAACUGAAAGCUAUAUCAUCAAUGUCGUCCGGUCUGGACCAUAUUGACCAAGCAGAAGUGAAAAAACGUAAGAUCCCCCUGGGGAACACACCGGAAGUGUUAAAUGAUUCUGUAGCAGAUAUCGCUGUUGGAUUAUUGAUCGCUGCAGCCAGACGGUUUAAGGAAGGCGUGAGAGAAUUAGAAAGCAAAGAAACUAAAUGUUGAACGGUUGCCACAAGAGCAGCUGUUGAAGGAGAGUGACUUCGUAAUCCUCGCGUGCCCCCUCACCAGUGAGACCAGGUACAUCAUCAACUGUGCUGCACUCA